Colletotrichum costaricense is the source of this 990-nucleotide messenger RNA. RefSeq lists its product as uncharacterized. NCBI's taxonomy places the organism in Eukaryota, Fungi, Ascomycota, Sordariomycetes, Glomerellales, Glomerellaceae. The record is from RefSeq and is a predicted model, not a curated record. The transcript has 3 exons. The coding region runs from base 1 to 990 and encodes 329 amino acids.
AUGGCCGUAAAAGCUCUCAUCUCAACCCUAGAGGAUGAAAUUCUCGACCCAGAAGAGGAGACCUUCUUCCUCUUCUCCCACAACAUCCCGUCCUCGAACCUGGGCUUCGUCGACCCGAAAGCCACCGAACUCUCCCUGACGCUGGCGGGCAGAGACUUCACGAUCCACCAGUCCCCCACGGUCCUCUCAUCGACCCGCGCCGGAGGCACGACCGGGGCCGUCCUCUGGAAAAUAACCCCCCUCUUCGCAACCUACCUCUCCUCCCCAACCUCCCCCUUCACCCAGCUCUUCACCCCCACCUCGACAAUCCUCGAACUAGGCUGCGGCAUCUCCCCGCUGACAGCCCUCCUCCUCGCCCCGCGCGUCGCCCGCUACGUCCUCACAGACCAACCCUACGUGUCGCGCAUGAUCCACCAGAACCUCGAAGCGAACCCCCUUCCCAAGUCUUCGUCCUCAUCAUCCUCCUCGUCAACCUCUCGCCGUUCACGAAAAGCAGCAGCAAGCUCAUCAACAGCAACCUCCGCAACGACGUCGUCAUCGCCAGGAACAAUCUCCUUCCGCCCCCUAGACUGGGAACUCGACACCCCAGACCCCUCCCUCACCGGCGUACCCCCUUCCACCGCAAACAGCUUCGACGUCGUCGUCUGCUGCGACUGCAUCUACAACGAGGCCCUCGUCGAGCCACUCGUCUCCACCACCGCCGACCUCGCUCGGUUGCGUGUACGUGCCCAGCAGGAGGACCAAGACCAGGACGACCAGGACGACAACCCCUCCUCCUCCUCUUCAACGACGGCCCGGUCCGAGCCGUGCGUCUGCAUCGUGGCGCAGCAGCUCCGCAGCCCGGACGUCUUUGAGGAAUGGAUCGGCGCGUUCCACCGCGACUUUCGAACCUGGAGAGUACCGGAUGCGUCGCUCCCCGAGGGGUUGAGGAUCGAGGCUGGGUUUGUGGUGCAUGUUGGGAUUUUGAGGGAGGCUACGGUGGAUUUCUAA